Nothobranchius furzeri (turquoise killifish) is the source of this 1076-nucleotide messenger RNA. Its product is annotated as histone H3.3A. The record is from RefSeq and is a predicted model, not a curated record. Gene Ontology annotation, molecular function: DNA binding; structural constituent of chromatin; protein heterodimerization activity. Gene Ontology annotation, cellular component: nucleus; nucleosome. Lineage: Eukaryota; Metazoa; Chordata; Actinopteri; Cyprinodontiformes; Nothobranchiidae.
UGGCUGUCUCGUCCUCGCUCUGCUAAGUGAGCCAAUGAGGAUGUAGGAUGUUACAGACAUGACGUCACGUUAAAGUAUUAAUAGUUUCGUUCGCGGUCUCGCUUACAGUCUUGUCCAACUGCGAAAUCCGGUUCAGGCUUUCCUUUAACAGCUACUGCAAUUGAAAGAACAACGUCCUAAAGUUCGCUAUGGCUCGUACGAAGCAGACAGCCCGUAAAUCCACUGGAGGAAAGGCGCCAAGGAAGCAACUCGCCACCAAGGCAGCCAGGAAGAGUGCCCCGUCCACAGGGGGCGUUAAGAAGCCCCAUCGUUACAGGCCCGGAACUGUGGCCCUGAGGGAGAUCCGUCGUUACCAGAAGUCCACAGAGUUGCUGAUCCGCAAGCUUCCCUUCCAGCGCCUUGUGAGGGAAAUCGCUCAGGAUUUCAAGACUGAUCUGCGUUUCCAGAGUGCUGCCAUCGGAGCUCUCCAGGAGGCAAGUGAGGCUUACCUUGUGGGUCUGUUUGAGGACACCAACCUGUGUGCCAUCCACGCUAAACGUGUCACCAUCAUGCCCAAAGACAUCCAGCUGGCCCGCAGGAUAAGGGGAGAAAGGGCCUAAAGGGCCCAGUAGCUGCAUUGUCACCAGAAAUGAUCCUAUUUAUCAUACUUAAACCAUUUUGUGGACAUUUUUAUUUCUUUAUUUUUUAUGAGUUCCUUUUUUGGAUUAUGUAUUUUUAGUGAUACAAUAAGUCAUUCCACCCAAAAAAAAGUACACUAAAGGGUAGUAGUGGAUCUACAGCCUUUAGAUCAUGCUACAUGUAAUGCGUCACAAUCCUUUAGGAGGAUUAGUUCAUCUUUUGAGGGGCACCAUUUCUUUACCCAUCUACAGUUGAUCAUGAAGCGCCAGCAUGCUGACAUCACUGCAGUGCCAGGGUAUUCAGGUUGUUGUUGUUGUGGUACUGAUACUUAAAAGAGCGUCGGGGCCCAUCUGCAUUUUUCUGGGCCGCUUUUUACAUGUUUUCUCCCGACAAAUCUUGGCAGCUACAUUUAUUAGUAUUUAUGAAAAUGUCAUCUUUCUAUUAAAGGUCUUUAUGAA